This is a messenger RNA of Lacerta agilis (Sand lizard), 661 nucleotides long. Its product is annotated as excitatory amino acid transporter 3-like. NCBI's taxonomy places the organism in Eukaryota, Metazoa, Chordata, Lepidosauria, Squamata, Lacertidae. Gene Ontology annotation, biological process: L-glutamate transmembrane transport. Gene Ontology annotation, cellular component: plasma membrane. The record is from RefSeq and is a predicted model, not a curated record. Gene Ontology annotation, molecular function: L-glutamate transmembrane transporter activity; glutamate:sodium symporter activity; L-cysteine transmembrane transporter activity. The transcript has 7 exons. The coding region runs from base 17 to 661 and encodes 214 amino acids.
ACCACCAAGAGCCACCAUGGCGAAGCAGAUCGUCCGGAAAAGGGGCUUCAACUGCGGUCGCUUCAUGAAGAAGAACUUGCUCCUCAUGGCCACCAUCGUCGCCGUGGUGCUGGGUAUUGGAUUGGGUGUUACUGUUAGGGAAUAUGGAAAUCUCUCCAAUCUGGAUAAAUAUUACUUCGCCUUUCCGGGAGAAAUUCUGAUGAGGAUGCUCAAGCUAAUCAUAUUGCCAUUAAUUAUAUCAAGUAUGAUAACAGGUGUUGCUGCUUUGGACUCCGGCGUUUCUGGAAAGAUUGGCUUGCGGGCAAUUGUUUACUACUUCUUCACUACAGCUUUAGCCGUAAUCCUAGGGAUUGUGUUGGUUGUGGCUAUCAAACCAGGAGUGUCCCAGAAUGCUGCGGAUAUUGACAGAAUGGGCAGUACACCUGUGGUCUCCACGGUGGAUGCUAUGUUAGACUUGAUUAGGAAUAUGUUCCCAGAAAACCUUGUGCAGGCCUGUUUCCAACAGUAUAAGACCAAGCGUGUAGAAAUAAAGACCACAACGGAAGUAGGCAAAAAUGCUACUGUUUCUACACCAAACCCGCUCUCGACUGUACUGCCAACAGAGACUCCAAAGAGCGGGGUCGCCAAGAGUCGGCGGGUGGCGAUUCGCCUCAGAAACUGA